AAUGGCACAUUGUUCUUGUGAAUCUUUUUUCUCUCCCAGAAAGCCUGUUGAUAAUAGCAUAGCAGCCCCUAAGGGAAAGAAUAGGAGGUGAGACAGCAGGGGGUGAGAGACGUCAAUCUGUUUUGAUAAAACCAAAGCAGGUGAAGAAAUGAUUAAUUCAGAGGUGGCAGAAAAUUUCAUGCUAAAUGUCUACAAGGAGGUAUACCAAGGAGAAACAAACCCACUUGACAUAGACACUGUGAGCCUGGUCCUUUGUGCAGGCUGUCUCCAAGGAAAAGAGAAGGUGUGUGGCUGAAAACAGGAUUAAAGUCCAAGUUCAGGGACUUCCCUGGCAGUCCAGUGGUUAGGAUUCCAGCUUUCACUGCGGAGGGCACAGAUUAGAUACCUGGUGGGGGAACCAAGAUGCCACAGGCCCGGCAAUGCAGCCAAAUAAUAAAAGUCUGUGUUCAGAGAGGUUGGAUGUCCAGGAACCCUAUCUCACUGGAGGAAGCCAGAUGACUUCCUUACCCAUCCCGCAGAAGGAGUUUAUUUUAUGGGUCAACUGAACUAAGGAAGGCCCAGAUGAAGGCUGGGUUCUACAGCACUUAAACAAGGGAAUUGGGUGAAAGUCUUUUUGAUUGCAGAAUGUCAACCCUCUUCUCCCAUUUGGUCUCCUUACAUCAGUACUCAAGGCAUACACUGCCCCUCCCCCAUCCCCAAGCACGGACAAACAGACAGAUUGGAAGAUUAUUCUCUGAAGAAACCAUGUGGUACUGGAGGAAAGAAAUCCAGGUACACUUGGGCACUCUAAAGAAAAGACCAGGUCACUAUUUUCUAUGGCAAUGAAGUCUACCUGAUGACAAACACAUCUAUCCAUGCACCAUCUGCUUUUAGAAGCCUCACUUUAAAAUAUUAGCUGAUAGCCAAAGGAUCAAAGAAAGCUUUCAAAAUGAGUCAUUUAAACACUUUAUGCCCUCCCCAUUUUGUUUUUAACCCCCAAAGUAAAAAUACCGCCUAGGGCUUAGAACCUAAACUUGAAGAGCAUUGGAUUAUAAGCAUCUGGGGGGAAAAAGUGUCCUGGCAGCGGUACCCUCACUGAUGGCCCAAACCACAUCUUGCCUACUAGGUCUGUGGUCAAAUUACACCCAGAACUUCUGUUGCACAAAGCUGCAUGGCUCCUCAACGAGAGCCCGGAAGCACCAGAACCACACAGCUCUUUUCUAUCAACUUUCUUAGCUAUAUAUAAAUACCUCUUUUCCAAGCCGAUUGUACAAGGCCGUGCCCUACCUCUGGAAAUAAGGGCUCUGCGUCACUAUCGCGCAGGGAUCCAGGCCCAGAGCCUCGGGGAUGUUGCCACGAAAUAAGGCUUCUGUCCGCCUCAGGCCUCCCUUCCAGUCCCCAGGAGAGAGGCGCGGCGGUCGGCACCUUUGCGGAGCCGCCGUUCCUCUCCCGACGCGACUGAGAGUUUUCUGACCUGAGGCGAUUGAGAGUUUUCUGACCAGUAGAAUACACCGACAGUCAGGUAACAACCACCCCACCCCCCGCCCCCACAGCGUGUUUGUUGUUUUCUCUAUUAUAAACCUUUGUCUCUGAAGGUUGACCUUUGACUCCAGGCGCGAUCAACUGGGAGCACCUCCCAUUUUGUUUGGCCGAGUAGAAAAUGCGCGAGGCCGGGGUCUAGCCGUAAGGGAAGGCAUUUCUUCCUUCGCUGCAGCAGCGCCUAGAGUUUCUGCGCCUAAUCUCAGGAAUUUAUCGAAUCGCUUUCAACUGCUGUAUUGUAAUUCAUUUGAAGUGUUUAUCUAGUCCGUUCUCGAGCCCGCGGGGGCUAGGACGGCCCGGCUGAGUGGAGCUAACAGGCGGCGGAGCUAACAGACCGCCGCGUCGGGGGUCCGGCGGUCACGCGGCGCGAGGAGCGGCGCGCGCUGGGCCACCGCCGGGGGUUAGCGCUGGGCCACGGUGCGCGGGGAUGGCGGCCCGAGGCCUAAUCUGGGGUUAAGCGGCUACUCCCGCCGGGGAGAGACAGCCAAGAGUAGGGGGUGGGACACAGGACGCCCGUCUGAAACUCCAGAGAGUGGACUCCGCGGAGACCGGCGGGUGGGCGAACAUGAAGUCCAGUCCUGCUAUCCAGGCUGCCAUCGACCUCACCGCGGGGGCCCUGGGGGGCACAGCGUGCGUCCUGACCGGGCAGCCCUUCGACACUAUGAAGGUGAAGAUGCAGACAUUCCCCGGCCUGUACAAGGGCCUCACCGACUGUGCCCUGAAGACGUACUCCCAAGUGGGCUUGCGGGGCUUCUACAAGGGGACCGGCCCCGCGCUGCUGGCCUACGUCGCCGAGAACUCGGUCCUCUUCAUGUGCUAUGGCUUCUGCCAACAGUUCGUUAGGAAAGUGGCUGGACUGGACGAGCAGGCGAAGCUGAAUGAUCUGCAAACUGCGGCCGCGGGCUCCAUCGCCUCAGCGUUUGCCGCGCUGGCCCUGUGCCCCACUGAGCUCGUGAAGUGCCGGCUGCAGACCAUGCACGAACUGGAGAUGUCAGGGAGGAUAGCCAAAAGCCACGAUACAGUUUGGUCCGUCGUGAAGAGUAUCCUUAGAAAGGAUGGCCCCUGGGGCUUCUACCACGGACUCACGAGUACUCUGUUUCAAGUAGUACCAGGCUAUUUCUUCUUCUUCGGUGGCUAUGAACUGAGCCGAUCAUUUUUUGCCUCGGGGGGGUCAAAAGAUGAACUAGGCCCUGUCCCCUUGAUGUUAAGUGGUGGAAUUGCCGGCAUUUGCCUUUGGUUUGUCAUAUACCCCGUGGAUUGUAUCAAAUCCAGAAUUCAGGUUCUUUCCAUGUUUGGAAAACAGACAGGAUUCAUCAGAACUCUUUUAAGUGUUGUGAGAACCGAAGGAAUAGCAGCUUUAUAUUCUGGUCUGAAAGCUACUCUGAUUCGAGCGUUUCCUGCCAAUGCAGCACUAUUUUUGGCUUAUGAAUACAGCAGGAAAAUGAUGAUGAGCCAGUUUGAAGCAUACUGAAGUAUCUUGGUGAGUCUGGAUCCAAGUACAAGCCUUUGGGGACUGUAACUCAGUUUCAUGAAGCUCUAGACCAGUGCGGUACUAUUGUUGACUUCCUGGGAGCUUUGUUUUUGUCUUUCCUUCUUAUACUCUUAAACUUUAUGAAAGAAACUUCAUUUUAUAUCAUAUAAUUUCAGCCCAUAAUUGUAUUCAAAUAGAAAAGUUGCUGCUCUUAUGUUUGGUGAGAUACACAGCGGGAGUGGGUGGUCCUAGGUACCUAAUCUGAAAAGCUAAAUAUAGUUGAGGGAAAAAGAAUUAUAGUUGAGUUUUUGCAUAAAUGUGCAUAUGUACAUGCAGUUUGGUUGGUUAUGUGUUGUGUGAAUUAAAUAGACCUUGGUUCCUGUGUUUAAUCUUAUGUCACAAGAAAAAACCGAGUUAAGCAUGUUUCUGAAGGUGCUUAUAAAUGAUUGCUUAAUCCACUCAAGAUGUAGGGUCUCUGGAAAACUCUGCUUAAAAUGUGCACUGUUCUAGCCAAUUAAAGUUUUUAAAAAGUUUUUGUGUGGUGCUUGAAAACCAAAAUAUCCAUCUACAAUUUUUUGAAUCUACAAUGAUUCAUUUAUUUUAUUUUUUACUGAGGUAACUGAUUUAUAGCAUUAUAUUUCUAUGUACCCUAUA
Capra hircus (goat) is the source of this 3643-nucleotide messenger RNA. RefSeq names its product mitochondrial ornithine transporter 2. Bases 2084 to 2989 code for a protein of 301 amino acids. Gene Ontology annotation, molecular function: L-ornithine transmembrane transporter activity. The transcript has a single exon. Gene Ontology annotation, biological process: mitochondrial L-ornithine transmembrane transport. The record is from RefSeq and is a predicted model, not a curated record. Lineage: Eukaryota; Metazoa; Chordata; Mammalia; Artiodactyla; Bovidae.